This is a messenger RNA of Gregarina niphandrodes, 582 nucleotides long. RefSeq lists its product as hypothetical. The transcript has a single exon. The record is from RefSeq and is a predicted model, not a curated record. Bases 1 to 582 code for a protein of 193 amino acids. NCBI's taxonomy places the organism in Eukaryota, Apicomplexa, Conoidasida, Eugregarinorida, Gregarinidae.
AUGAAGGUAGUGAUAGCUCUCGGGUCUAUGCUGGUUAGUGGUGAGACCAUGAUGCGUUAUUUACUGUCGGAUCACGUGCGUCCUGAAUUAACGAUGUCGUCAGCGUUGGCACAAAGAAUGGACCAGGAGCGUCUCGAGAAUUUGUUGGCUGAGGCUCGUGGUGGUUUGGUGUUGGUACUGCCUACGGACGAUGGCUGGCAGAAGUUCCCCGCCCUUUACAAUGCGAUCAAUGACGACGGAGUGGCUGCCAACAAAUUCCGGGCGGACCUGAUGUUUGCAGCCGGUGGCGAAAUGGAUGUUGUCGGAGGUUUUGAUGCCCUCCUCAACUACGCAUAUCAGAACGACGGUGUUGUGGAUACCGCUUAUGGCACGCCCAUCAAAGUAGAGGAAGACGCACGCGUGUGUCUCGCAGAAUAUGACAGCACUUGGAGCCUACGAACCACCAAGUGCGCGCAACUCAUCUUACCGCCACUUGUCUUUGAUGAUGGCUCACUCUACAUGACAUCUGAUAUAAUUCUACCUGACGACCUUUGGAACGAGAUUAACGUCUACAUGGCCGAUUCAGCUGGCUCCGCUCAGUAA